CAAACACAGUGCAACAACAAUGGCGGGUAGACUAGGAAGAAGAGUAGUUCACUUCGCAAAUCUUCCCAUCAAACUCUUGAUGCCCACCACCCCAAACUUAACAAGCAUCUCAGAAAUCGCGCUCAAAACCAUCCCAUCAGCUUCGAAGAUCGAAAUCAAACGGGUCCUCGAGUCCCUCUACGGCUUCGAAGUCGAGAAGGUCCGUACGCUCAACAUGGAGGGAAAGAAGAUGAAGCGGGGCGGCGUGUUGAUCGCGAAACCCGACUACAAGAAGGCUUAUGUCACUCUAAAGAAUCCCCUUUCAUUGUCGCGAGAUUUGUUUCCUGUUGGGAUGAUUUUGGAUGAAAAGGAGCGGAUGAAAAAAGAGAAGAAGUCGAGUUUUGUUGAGGAAGGGAAGAGACAGCAUUGGCUUGAGGGAGAGACGAGAAGUGAAGAGAACAAGAAGAAGAAGGGGAAGGGGUUGGUUGAUGACGGGGCAGCUGUGAAGUUUCCAUGGAGUAGCAUGAGGUCGAGGUAGAAAAUGCUUGUUUUAUCGAUUAAUCAGAGUUUAUGGAUGAUUAAUUAUGGUUUAAUUAAGGUUUUGUUGUUCUUGUGAUAAUGGGUUGUUGUGAACUUCAUUGAAUAAUAAUGAAAGUUUCAGAAUUUUUUA
This is a messenger RNA of Pistacia vera, 649 nucleotides long. RefSeq lists its product as uncharacterized. Gene Ontology annotation, cellular component: mitochondrial large ribosomal subunit; ribosome. The record is from RefSeq and is a predicted model, not a curated record. Lineage: Eukaryota; Viridiplantae; Streptophyta; Magnoliopsida; Sapindales; Anacardiaceae. Gene Ontology annotation, biological process: mitochondrial translation. The coding region runs from base 20 to 517 and encodes 165 amino acids. The transcript has a single exon. Gene Ontology annotation, molecular function: structural constituent of ribosome.